Molecule: messenger RNA, 482 nt
Organism: Strongylus vulgaris
Lineage: Eukaryota; Metazoa; Nematoda; Chromadorea; Rhabditida; Strongylidae
Source: the annotation of a GenBank genome assembly
AUGCUUCGAAGUAUUAAUUAUCUCGUUGCUUUUGCUAGUGUCAGCACAUGCGCUCCAACAAUGUUGCCCAUCAGAUACCUUGUUCAAGGUUCGGUUGACGUUGAACGUUCGCCAAAGGAGACAAUGAAUCAGUGGAAGUUGAAAGUGCGCUACAAGCUUAUCGAGAAAAUUAUUGCUACCUUGAAGAAGGUCAAUGUAAUCGCCUGCUCAUACAAAUUCAUGUAUGAACUAUACAUCUCUGAAACUGAAGCUCUUCUCUUGUCUGGGAAUAACAUUACACCCAAGGUCUUGAUGAAUUUGAAACACAGCAGGGGUGGUAGGGCACUCGCUGCGCAUCAUGACAACAACAUUGACGCUAUGUCAUAUCCUUUGUAUUUUCCCAAAGUGAAGAUGGUUGUAACGCAGAGAGCACUGUUCGUCCUACGAAUUUCUUCUGAUGAUGACGGCGAGGAUGGCCUUCGACCGCAAAGUUCCUUUUAAGA